Molecule: messenger RNA, 1174 nt
Organism: Macrosteles quadrilineatus (aster leafhopper)
Lineage: Eukaryota; Metazoa; Arthropoda; Insecta; Hemiptera; Cicadellidae
Exons: 1
Coding region: 74-1006 (310 amino acids)
Source: RefSeq, a predicted model, not a curated record
UCCUGGGGUAAUUUGCUGUAGUGCUUCGUCUUCGUUAAACCAGUUUUCGCCAGUUUUAGUAGGUUGUUCCGAGAUGGCUGACGUAAUCGAACCUCAGUGCGAUUCUUGCGAAGUGAAGUUUUUGGACAGUGUGCGUAGAUCGCGGACUGACAUUGUCUUGUUUAUGGUUAAUCACGGUGUGAUGAGCCGGGAAAGUGCUUGCACUCGAUGUGGUAAUUUGUGCCCGCUGGUCGUGGACGAUCUUACUUUUCGUUGUCGGCGCCGGUUGUCGAUCAACAAGAAGAGAAAGCGGCAGUGCUCAUUCAACGUCUCCGCGCGGGCUGGUACCUUCCUAGAGAACUCUCAUUUAUCUGUUGAGCAGAUAUUUGUCUUCGUAUCUAUUUUUCUUCACCUGAAACCACCUCGUCAGGCCUUCAUUCGUCGGGAGCUGGGGAUUGCCAGCGCGACCAUUGUUGAUUGGUACUCGUUCACCCGGGAGGUGUACGUCAAUCACAUGGUGGACCGUUCGGAGAGGAUCGGUGGACCGCAGGCGGUUGUGCAAAUUGACGAGGCGAAGUUCGGACGGCGGAAAUAUAAUCGCGGGCGAAUUAUAGAAGGACAGUGGGUGUUCGGUGGUAUUGACGUGAACACGAAGAGGACCUUCCUUGUUCCUGUGGAAUCAAGGGACUCUGCGACUUUGCUGGCAUUGAUUCGCGAGUGGAUCCUUCCUGGCACAACAAUCAUCAGCGACUGCUGGCGGGCGUACGACUGUCUAGGCCAGGAGGGGUUCAGGCAUCUUCAAGUCAACCACUCUGUGAACUUCGUUGAUCCCGAGACUGGUGCUCACACGAACAAUAUUGAGCGUGUUUGGAGGGAGGUGCGGGCAACCAUCCCCCGGUAUGGGAUUCGGAAAAAACACUUUGUGGGAUAUUUGGCCGAAUUCCAAUUCAAGCAACGGUAUUCGCCGCUUGAACGUAUCCACCAUUUUUUCAAAGCUGCUGGCCAGCUUUACCCUCCACAGCGCUGAUGACGUCAUCGACUGUUAGAAGGCAUUGAUUGCGUAAGUGUUUGUACGAGUUGUUUAUUGUCAGUUAGGUUCUUAAUUCACUUCCUGAAGUGUGGAAUUGUGUAAAUUGGUGUAAUUAUGAUUUUUUGGACAUACUUAGGAAAUUAAUAUUUUCGGUCAUAUAAUGAC